Histoplasma mississippiense is the source of this 2181-nucleotide messenger RNA. RefSeq lists its product as hypothetical. The transcript is spliced from 2 exons. Gene Ontology annotation, biological process: attachment of mitotic spindle microtubules to kinetochore. The record is from RefSeq and is a predicted model, not a curated record. Lineage: Eukaryota; Fungi; Ascomycota; Eurotiomycetes; Onygenales; Ajellomycetaceae. The coding region runs from base 1 to 2181 and encodes 726 amino acids. Gene Ontology annotation, cellular component: Ndc80 complex.
AUGUCGCAAGACACUGGGCUUUUCAGCAUUCGACGACCUCGAGAGACCCUUGCGAGUGUCCAGAACUUAUCGUCCAUCCCGCAGCCUGCCUCAGCACUUAAACGAACCAGUUCCGCAGCAAACUUCCAGAAUCCACCGUACACGUCGCAGCAUGUGCGCACAACUUCCGUCGGCGGUCAAGGCUUUAAUCGACCACAACAACCAGUAUUCCAGCGAUCUUCAUCUGGAGCUGACAAUGGACUUUCAUCCGUCCGCCGGUCUGUUUCAAGCAACAUCUUUCACAGUGCCAGCGUUGGCCGCCAAAGCUAUGCACCUGUAUCCUCUCACCCCGUCCCCGCGCCGCAACUACAACGGCGAAGCAGUGUUUUCUCGCGCCAGUCGACGGGUGGCCCGAUGAGCCAUCACCAGUCAUUCUUUACCCAAGCCCCUGCCCCUGCUGGUGUUCCUAGAGACCCACGCCCACUCAAAGACCGCUCUUACCAGGCGCGAAUCGGACAAGAGCUUUUGGAGUAUCUGACACAAAAUAAUUUUGAGCUAGAGAUGAAGCACUCUCUCACGCAAAACACUCUGAAAUCCCCAACGCAAAAAGAUUUCAACUACAUUUUUCAAUGGCUUUAUCGAAGAAUCGACCCUGGCUAUAAAUUCCAGAAAAACAUUGACGCCGAAGUUCCUCCUAUUCUUAAACAACUACGCUAUCCAUUUGAGAAGAGUAUCACAAAAUCCCAAAUUGCAGCUGUUGGUGGCCAGAACUGGUCGACUUUCCUAGGCAUGCUUCAUUGGAUGAUGCAGCUGGCGCAGAUGCUUGAUCGGUAUUAUUUGGGACAUUACGACAAUGCUUGUGCGGAAGCCGGCGUAGAUAUCUCUGGUGACAAUAUUAUUUUUCAUUUCCUCUCCAAUGCCUAUCGUGAUUGGCUUCAGGGCGGCGAGAAUGAAGAUGAUGAGGUGGCGGAAAGACGCCUUAUUCCUCAUAUUGAAGCAAUGGCAGCUGACUUCGAGCGGGGGAAUGAAAAAUAUGUUCGUGAAAUGCAUGAGCUUGAAGCAGAGAAUAGGGAGCUACGGGAUCAAAUUGAGCAAAUGGAGAAGAAUGCCCCGGAUAUAGCGAAAUUGGAAAAACAUUUCAGGAUUCUGGAGGAUGAUAAGAGAAAAUUUGAAGACUACAAUCAGAAUGUCCAAGGAAAGAUCACCAAAUACGAAAAUCGCAUCAAGUUUCUUGACGAAGAGAUAAGUAGGACUGAGGAGGACUUCCAGAAAGCCGAUGAGGAACGCCUAGAUCUGCAAAAUAGUGUGGAUAAACAGGGGAUUACAAUCCAGGAUAUCGAUCGCAUGAACUCCGAGCGAGAACGGCUUCAGAAAAGCGUAGAGGAUAUCCUCAUUCAACUUGACGAUACUCAUGCUAGGGUCAUGGAAAAGGAGGCUGAAGCAAAUAGAAGGCUUGAAUCCCUGGAGCAAGUUGUUAAAACUUUUAACACUCUUGGUUAUCAAACGAGCUUAAUCCCAGCGACCGCUGCAAACGCUAAGGGCCAAGACUAUGAGCUCCAUCUCAAUCUGAAUGAAAUCAACUUUUCUUCAUCCCAGUUGGGUACUUCCAGGACCUCGCCAGAAGGUGAUCGUUUGCUUGCUGACACUUUCACCGGGUAUCAUCCAACGAACCUCUUGAACCUCGACCUUCGUGGCCUCGUUCGUAGCAACUUCAUCUCUCUACGGAAAGAGAUUAAUGAGCGACGGAAACUUGCUCUGGAUGCAGAUAUGAAUCACCGGGACCUGUUAGAUAAUAUCAAGGAGGCCAUGGACGAGAAAAGGAGCGAGGUAGAGGCCCUUGAACACAAACGACGCGCGGCAGAAGAGGAAUUCGAGAAGCUUAAGGAAAUUACAACAACCCAAAAGUUGACAUCCGACUCCCAAAUUGAAAAGAUGGAAAAGGAGCUUGCUAAAAUGCGUGCUACCCUGACUGAAAACGUUCAGCUCAUGGAGCAACGAGAAAUGAACACCAACAUCGAAUACGAGCAACUAGUUCUUCGAGCUAAUGCUCUCCGUGAGGAGCUCCAUACCGGUGUUGAAACUAUGUUGAAUGAUGUUAUCCGGUUCAAGGUGCACAUUCAGAAAAGCUUAGAAGAUUAUGAGAGCUUUGUUGUGGAUGAAGUAGAGCAAGAACUUGGAAGUGACAAUGACGAGGAUAUGUAA